Messenger RNA from Cheilinus undulatus (humphead wrasse), 1993 nucleotides. RefSeq names its product nicotinamide riboside kinase 1 (gene nmrk1). NCBI's taxonomy places the organism in Eukaryota, Metazoa, Chordata, Actinopteri, Labriformes, Labridae. The transcript has 8 exons. The coding region runs from base 113 to 724 and encodes 203 amino acids. The record is from RefSeq and is a predicted model, not a curated record. Gene Ontology annotation, cellular component: cytoplasm.
GCCAGCAGCAUGCCUGUGUAACAGUUUACUUUUAGCCUGACGCUGCGAGCUUAGCUGUCUGCAGCCGUUUGACUUCUCACUUCUUUUCAGCGAGUUGCCACAACAAGUCGACAUGAAGACUCUGGUUGUAGGAGUUGGUGGGAUGACCAACGGUGGAAAAUCUACUCUUUCCAAGAGUCUACACCAGCAGAUACCCAACAGCUGCAUUAUAGCGCAAGACUCCUAUUUCAAGGAUGACUCUGUGGUACCAAUGGACAGCCAUGGCUUUAAGCAAUAUGACAUGCUCGAUGCUCUUCACAUGGACACCAUGAUGACCGAUGUUGACUCGUGGAGACGAGAUCCUGAGUCAUUCUUGAGGCAGUGCGGUCUGAUACCUGAACAAACAACACCGUCGGAGGAAGAGGAGGUGUUUGUGCUGAUUGUGGAGGGCUUCCUCAUUUUCAACCACAGGCCUCUGAAUGAGCUAUUUGACAAAAGAUACUUCAUGGAGAUACCUUAUGAAAUCUGCAAGAAGAGGCGAAGCUCAAGGGUGUACAGGCCUCCCGAUCCUCCUGGAUACUUUGAUGGGCACGUGUGGCCAAUGUACCUAAAGAACCGUCGUGAGAUGGAGGGCAUGGUGACGGGGAUAGUGUUUCUGGAUGGGCUGAAGCCAAAGGAAGAGCUACUGGCUGCUGUGUGUAAAGAUGUUUAUCAGGAAAUAAAAAGGCUGAUGGAGAAGAACUGAAUGAGCUGCAGCGGCACCCUCUGAGGAUGGACUCUGCUGCUCACAUGUGUAUCAGGAAAGUUAAUUUCUGGGACUUAAGUUUGACAGAAAGGACCAAACCAAGUGUUACUUAGGUGUUUUGUGACUUCACUAAUUCAUGUAAACAAAUUUUAACAGUAAAUAUUACUGACAGAAACCCAAAGAACUGUAGAAGACAUAAUGGAUGCUGUAGCAUUUGAAAUAGUCCAGCUGGAGUCUGGACAGAAAAUGUAGAAACACUAACCUCAUGUAUUUUUUUUUUAAGUAAUGGACAGUAUUUAAGAGUUAGGAACUGAAAUAGAUGAAGUUUUAAAAAUAUGUAGCUCUGAUUUUAACAAAAUCUUUUAGCUAACACAAAUGUACAUAUAACAUUAAGCUGUGAUGUAACUUUGAAUAACAAAAUACUAAUGUGUGCAUUGUUACCAAAGAUUAGACUCUCUCACUCACCUUAGGAUAUUUUAUUAAAAAAUGGAUAUGCAUGGAGUGACCUGAGUGAACUUUAUUUUUUGUUUCACAUUUUGAUCAGUUAUGGUUUCACUGCCAAAUGUUUCUUUAGUACACAUAUUCCUACAGAAAGUUUUUAAAAAUCCUACUCUUCAUCCCGUUGAGGUCCUCAAAGAAUAUUUUGAUUGGUUAAUAAAAAUAUGUAAGUUUUACUUCUGUUCAGCAUGCUAUUAACAUGAAAUCCAAUCAGAUGUGUUCUAUUUUCCUUCACCCAUCUGUGUUUCUCUGAUCACUUCAUUAGGUACACCUGUUCAGCUGCUCAUUAACACAGAUAUCUGUCAGCCAAUCACAUGGUGGCAGCCAGUGCAUUCAGGCAUGUAGACAUGGUCAAGAUGCAAAGCAUCUGAAUGGGGGAAAAAAGGUGAUGAAAUGACAUUGACCAUGCCAUGGUUGUAAGAUAUUAGGCUGUUUGUGUUAGUUAGCAAUUGAGCGGGGGUUCCCAAUUAAGUAAUUAUUUGUAUCUCUCUGUGUUUUUGUCUGUUUCCUCUUCAGGAGAGUAAUACCAACUAAAGCAGGCAAAUUUGAUAUACUUUGAUACUUUGAAACGUGUUUUCGAACGAUGCAAACCAAAGCUGCCACAUGAGAAUUAAAGAGGGAGGGAGCAUUCUUUCUAAAUUUCAAAAAUAGAUCAGCAAAAUGUGUUUCAGUGCUGAAACAUUGCCGCAGUGCCACAUUUGUGCAACUGAGACCUUGUGAAAUACCUUCCUUGCAUGUUUCUGCUAAAUAAAGAGAAAAUGUUCAUUGUGA